Messenger RNA from Diaporthe citri, 2973 nucleotides. RefSeq lists its product as uncharacterized. Gene Ontology annotation, cellular component: endoplasmic reticulum. Bases 1 to 2973 code for a protein of 990 amino acids. Gene Ontology annotation, molecular function: phosphatidylinositol-4-phosphate phosphatase activity. NCBI's taxonomy places the organism in Eukaryota, Fungi, Ascomycota, Sordariomycetes, Diaporthales, Diaporthaceae. Gene Ontology annotation, biological process: phosphatidylinositol dephosphorylation. The transcript is spliced from 3 exons. The record is from RefSeq and is a predicted model, not a curated record.
AUGCCAUCCCUCGCGCGCAAGGUCAUCAUUGCUGCUGCAGUGGAUGGCCUCCUCAUCCAACCUCUUGCGACCAAGAAAGAGCACAAACCCUCGCCUCCUGUCAGGCUGCGUUAUGGGGAUGCUGCCAUAUCAUUCGUCUCCCGGGACGGGCUUCCGGACCUCUCCAAGCCCAACUCCUCGUUCGAGGCAUUCGGAGUCGUCGGUCUCAUCACAGUCUCCCGCUUCAGCUAUCUCGUCUCGAUCACCCGCCGCAAACAGGUCGCUGUGAUCCGCGGCCAUCCAGUCUACGUCAUUACCGAGGUCGCCCUCACCCCGUGCUCUUCCUACAACGAUGCCAGCGAAGCGGUUGCGAAGACCGCCGUACAGCCACAAAGCAAAGAGGCCGGAGAGUCGGCCGGAGAUGAUACCGACACCGAGGCUGGAGACGACACCGAUACAGACACGGCUUCGAUUAAGAGCGACGAGGUACCUACCGACGACGAACAGCCCGAUGCAGCAGAUGGGUCCAAGCCCUCUGCUACCAGUGUUGCCAAGGAUGUCAUGAACCGGCGUGGCAGCUACGGCCGUUUUGCGCAACGCUGGUUCAGUAGCAGCGGGUGGACGCUGGAGCAGAAGCGGAGCAUGGGUCUCAGCCAGUCCGAGGAGAACGUCAAUAACGCCGUGGACAAGGCUGCGGAUGGCAACGUACCAGGAGACUCCAAGACUCCUGCGGCCACCAAGGAGGAUACCGCAUCACCUGAGGCGGCCGGCAUUCCUGUAGAGGAUGCGAAAGAAGAGAAGCUGGCUCCACCGGCUCUGCUCCCCAAGCUACUGCGCACCACUCAGAUUCUAUUCGGAUCUUCCCAGAGCUACUUCUUCUCCUACGAGUACGAUAUCACUCGGAGUCUAUCUAGGCAACGCGAGGCAACUCCCCAGGGCGACACUCCGCUCCACCGAAAAACCGAUCCGAUGUUUUUCUGGAACCAGAAUGUGAUACAGCCUUUCAUCGAUGCAGGAAUUGACUCCCUUGCAUUACCACUGAUGAAGGGUUUCGUGGGCCAGAGGACGUUUACUGUGGACAACCAACCGGAGCAGCUGGACGAAUACAAAGGCUCUGUUGAGAUGAACGACUUCGCUAGCAACUGGUCAACAACGGGAUCAGAUUCCGAAGCAGCUCAUACGACACCUCCCGGGGGGAAGACCGCGGUCAACCCAAGGUCAUCGGAGAGGCAGUUCGAUAUCACUGUGAUAUCCAGGCGGUCAGUGAAAAGAGCUGGCUUACGUUACCUUCGGCGUGGAAUCGAUGAGGAAGGAUGGUGCGCCAACUCAGUCGAGACUGAGCAGAUUCUUUCACCAGCUAUCAUCGACCCAAAUUCAAAGAUAUACUCCUUCCUACAAGUCAGAGGUAGCAUACCGGUAUUCUUCACGCAAAGCCCCUACUCGCUGAAGCCCAGCCCGGUCUUCCAGCACUCAGAUGAUACCAACUUCCAGGCCUUGAAGAAACAUUUCGAUCGACUUCGUCAGCAGUACGGGUCUCUUCAAAUCGCCAAUCUCGUGGAGAAGCAUGGCGUCGAAGCUCCGAUUGGACAAAAGUAUCAGCAAGGAAUGGAGCGAUAUAACGAGGGCAAAGCCAAGGAGGAUGCAGUACCGUUUGAGUGGUUUGACUUCCAUGAUGCAUGCAGAGGCAUGAGAUUUGAGAACGUGGAGAAGCUCAUCGAUACACUCCAAGACCAACUCGAAGCUCUUGGAAGCACAGUGGAAGAAGGCGGUGAGAUCAAAGAACAACAGAAGGGCGUGAUAAGGACGAAUUGUAUGGACUGUCUGGACCGAACAAAUGUUUGCCAGAGUUCAUUCGCCAAAUAUAUGCUUGACGCCCAAAUCAAGGAGCAAGGUUAUGACAUGACGGCACAGCUAGACCAGGUGAAUACCUGGUUCAACACAUUGUGGGCAGACAACGGGGAUGCCAUCUCAAAACAAUACGCAUCGACCGCGGCGAUGAAGGGCGACUACACGCGCACGAAAAAGAGGAACUACCGUGGUGCCCUGGCUGAUGCUGGGUUGGGGCUGACACGGUUUUUCAAUGGCAUGGUCAACGACUUUUUCUUGCAGGCCACUAUCGAUUUCCUACUCGGGAAUGUCACAUCUCUUGUUUUUGACGAGUUUGAGGACAACAUGAUGACAAAAGACCCGGCGGUCUCCAUCCAGAAAAUGCGAGACCAGGCCAUCGAGCUCUGCCAGAAGCGUGUCGUUGAGGACGCCAAAGAGGAGUUCAUCGGGGGCUGGACAUUUCUCAGUCCCGCAGUCACAAACAGCAUGAUGGGCACGCCGUUUCAGGAAGUUGUGCUCCUCCUCACCGACACGGCGAUUUACCUGUGCCGCUUCGACUGGAACCUUGAUAAAGUUUCAUCUUUUGAGCGGGUCGAUAUGUCACAUGUUCAAUCUAUCAAGACAGGAACAUACGUCACAUCCACGGUGUCUGCAACCCAGACCGAUGAGUCAAAGAACGUCGGCUUGGUCGUAGUGUACAAGCCAGGCUCAAACGACUAUCGGCGUGUCAACACACGCUCUCUUUCCAGCAUCAAGGACAAUGGAUCAGACUCUGCUUCGGAUGAUACCCAAGCCCAAAACGCCAAAAAUGUCCCUGGCUCCUCCGCAGUCCAGUCCAGGCUCACAGGCCUACUGGGCCGGAAGACCGGUGCCGCCCCAGCAGAGACUAAGAAAAUCGCCCUGAAGGCGCCAUACACCAACUCGUCGCUCGCUGACCGCGGUGGCAAAGCCGACGCCUCUCGCAUGACGGAGAGUCAGCUUGUUGCGGCCGUUGCCCACGAGAUCGAGCGGCUGGCGUUCCUGAACCACCCCGUCUCUGGCACUGCCGAGGCGAAGAGGGAGAGCAUCAUCGAAGAAGGAGACAUUGUGAGCCUGGCGGAGGCGAAGAGGAACGUGGGUAUUUUUGAGACACUGGGAUAUAACCUCAAGAGGCUGGUUUGGGCAUAG